GACUACAAGGCAUGUGUCAAUGAUAACCAUUACACUAUCCAAGAAUGAGCUUAAUACAUCUUCUGUUGGGUACCAGUGCCCGAUUCCUAUGGAGAUGGUGAAGCCAAUGGGCGAUAUCGAUUACGAAGGACGAGAGGGUUCACCUGGUGGCAGAGGGAGAGGAAGAGGAAGAGGAAGGGGAAGAGGAAGGGGACGAGGCGGCAGAGGAAAUGCUUAUGUGAACGUUGAGUAUGAAGAUGGAGGUUGGGAACGUGAUCAGUCCUAUGGACGCGGCAGAGGACGUGGCAGAGGACGCAGCAGUCGUGGUCGUGGGAGAGGAGGAUACAAUGGUCCUCCAAAUGAGUAUGAUGCACCACAAGAUGGAGGUUACGGUUAUGAUGCUCCUCCUCAUGAACACCGUGGAUAUGAUGACCGUGGCGGUUAUGAUGGUCCUCAGCAAGGCCGUGGCGGUUAUGAUGGUCGUCAAGGUCGUGGCGGUUAUGAUGGUCCUUCUCAAGGUCGUGGCGGUUAUGAUGGUCCUUCUCAAGGUCGUGGUGGCUAUGAUGGUCCUCCUCAAGGCCGUGGUGGCUACGAUGGACCUCAGGGCCGCGGGCGUGGGCGUGGACGCGGAAGGGGAGGUCGUGGAAGAGGUGGAGGAGGAGGUCGUGGUGGAUUCAACAACAACCGAUCAGAUGGACCACCAAUUCAGGCAGCUGCUUGAGAGUGAGGUGUCGCUUAGACAAACAUAAAAAGAAAAAAAAAGCCCAAGUCGUUGGAUGUUUUUUUCUAUAUCCUUGCUCUCUGUCUCUCUUUCUAUGUUUGCUUCUUCUGUCCAUCAAGAAGACAUGUUUGCUGCCAUAAAGUGUAUCUCUUUCCCCUUUCUUUUUCUUCUUUAAUCCAUUGAUUCACAGUUUUUUUGUUUUGAGUUUGUGGUCUGUUUUGUUUCUUUUCUAGAGUCGCUUAGGGUAUAGUAUAUGUUCAAUUUAUUUUAUGGUUGGUUAGAGAAGAACUACUGAGGCAUCCUCUUUUCAUUUUUGCUUUUGUUUGUCAUCUCUUCUGUUUUGUAGUUUUGUUUAGGUGGGAGUGAGACACACAGUUUGGACAAAUUAACUCUUUUUCUUGUUUGGUUAUCAGUUUUUUUUAAUGUGAUGGAACAGUUGAUUCUUUUA
Messenger RNA from Camelina sativa (false flax), 1148 nucleotides. NCBI's taxonomy places the organism in Eukaryota, Viridiplantae, Streptophyta, Magnoliopsida, Brassicales, Brassicaceae. The record is from RefSeq and is a predicted model, not a curated record.